GUUACUUUGACCUGUCCCUCUUUCCUUUUUUCAGAAAAAAAAAUGGAUGGCCAGAGCCUGGGAUUGCGCGUGCAUGUGCACCCUGUCGUGCUGUUCAGUAUCGUGGACUCGUACGAACGGAGGAACGAGGACGCCAAAAGGGUGAUCGGAACUCUUUUGGGGACAGCAGACAAGAAGAUAGUGGAGGUGACAAACUGUUUCCCGGUGCCACACAACGAGUCAGAAGAUGAGGUUGCAGUUGACAUGGAGUUUGCCAAAAAUAUGUACGAGCUUCACAAAAAGGUGAACCCAUCUGAGGUGAUCGUAGGGUGGUAUGCCACAGGACCAGACAUCACGGAACACUCUGUGUUGAUCCAUGAGUACUACUCGCGAGAGUGUAGCCACCCCGUCCAUGUGACUGUGGACACCAACCUCAGGGGAAACAAGAUGGCGUUUAAGGCAUACCACAGUGUGUCCAUGGGAGUAUCAGGUGGUACUAUGGGCACCAUGUUCACCCCCCUCCAGCUGAAGAUUACCAGCUACGAGGCAGAGAAAGUAGGAGUGAGUCUGAUCCAGCAGGGUAAGACAGCUCCUAACAGCACCAUCUCCAUGUUACCGGACCUGUCUGCGGUGGGGAGCCAGGCCGCCAAGCUACAGGACCUGCUCACAACCGUCAUUGCGUAUGUGGACGACGUGUUGGCAGGAAAAGUUACAGCUGACAACACGGUGGGACGUCUGCUGAUGCAGCUGGUGGCAAAAGUACCACAGAUGGAGCCGGAGGACUUCCAGAGCAUGCUCAACAACAUGAUGAAGGAUCUGCUGAUGGUUGUGUACCUGGCCAACCUGACAGACACACAGAUCCAGCUCCACGAGAAGUUAUCAGUCAAGAUGUCCUGAGGGGAGGGCGAAUUGGACACUUCAGAGUUUCUAUAAAAAUACAUGGGAGCUGUUCAUUCACCCUUAACAAUAAGGAAUGGACAAAGAGGGAUGGGGGGAUGCCUGAAUUUUCUUUGUAUUCCACCAGUGAUGAUUUGGUAUUUGGGCAUGACGACUUGCAUCAAAUAAAAAAGUCUGUGUAACUCA
This is a messenger RNA of Branchiostoma belcheri (Belcher's lancelet), 1062 nucleotides long. RefSeq names its product eukaryotic translation initiation factor 3 subunit F-like. The record is from RefSeq and is a predicted model, not a curated record. The transcript has 8 exons. Gene Ontology annotation, biological process: translational initiation. The coding region runs from base 43 to 876 and encodes 277 amino acids. NCBI's taxonomy places the organism in Eukaryota, Metazoa, Chordata, Leptocardii, Amphioxiformes, Branchiostomatidae. Gene Ontology annotation, cellular component: eukaryotic translation initiation factor 3 complex, eIF3m. Gene Ontology annotation, molecular function: translation initiation factor activity; translation initiation factor binding; metallopeptidase activity.